This is a messenger RNA of Nestor notabilis (Kea), 755 nucleotides long. RefSeq names its product ubiquitin-conjugating enzyme E2F (putative) (gene UBE2F). Gene Ontology annotation, cellular component: nucleus. Gene Ontology annotation, molecular function: NEDD8 transferase activity. The transcript has 9 exons. Gene Ontology annotation, biological process: protein neddylation. The record is from RefSeq and is a predicted model, not a curated record. The coding region runs from base 1 to 447 and encodes 148 amino acids. NCBI's taxonomy places the organism in Eukaryota, Metazoa, Chordata, Aves, Psittaciformes, Psittacidae.
AUGCAAGAGGUUGCAGAACUUGAAGCUAAUUUACCUUGUACAUGUAAAGUGAAUUUUCCUGACCCGAACAAGCUUCAUUACUUUCAGCUAACUGUAACCCCAGAUGAGGGCUAUUACCAAGGUGGAAAGUUUCAGUUUGAAAUUGAAGUUCCUGAUGCCUACAAUAUGGUGCCUCCAAAGGUAAAAUGCCUGACAAGAAUCUGGCAUCCAAACAUUACGGAGACAGGAGAAAUCUGCCUAAGUUUAUUGAGAGAACAUUCAAUUGAUGGCACUGGCUGGGCUCCAACUAGAACAUUAAAGGAUGUUGUCUGGGGGUUAAACUCGUUAUUUACUGAUCUUCUGAAUUUUGACGAUCCUUUGAAUAUCGAGGCUGCAGAGCAUCACUUGCGUGACAAGGAGGACUUUCGGAAUAAAGUUGAAGAUUACAUUAAGCGCUAUGCGAGAUGAUGAAGGGAGAUGGAUGGCAGGACCAUGGCUUCCACACUAGAGUUAUCCUUAACUUCAACAACAACAACAACAGAACCAGCCCGGAUUGUACUAGUCCUGUGUCCAUGUUGUACUGAAGAAGAAAACUAACUUCAUAACUUGUCCAUGUUAAAAGGAGAGUUCAACAUAAAUACAGCAAGAAAUUGUGUAUGUUGGGUGAAAAAAUUGUUUGCUUACUUUUAAAAAUGUUUACUCUUCUGAACUGUACUGUAUAUCCUGUUGAUGAGAUAUGCUUGAGAAGUUAAAAGAAAUCACUAUCGAAAUUGUAA